Tarenaya hassleriana is the source of this 2072-nucleotide messenger RNA. Its product is annotated as F-box/LRR-repeat protein 4. The record is from RefSeq and is a predicted model, not a curated record. Lineage: Eukaryota; Viridiplantae; Streptophyta; Magnoliopsida; Brassicales; Cleomaceae. Gene Ontology annotation, molecular function: protein binding. Gene Ontology annotation, biological process: SCF-dependent proteasomal ubiquitin-dependent protein catabolic process. Gene Ontology annotation, cellular component: SCF ubiquitin ligase complex.
UUAGAUUAGGGUUUCUGAUUAGCCUUAACCCCUAAUUUUAAUCCAAUUAAAAAUCUCAGCUUGAGCUUGUGGAGAUUCCCGAUUCUGAUAAUGGGGUCCGUCUGCAUUAACGAGGCUUUGACCGACGACGAGCUGGGAUUAGUGCUGUCGAGGUUGGACAGCGACAAGGAUAAGGAGGUGUUCGGUCUGGUCUGCAAGAGGUGGCUUCAUCUGCAGAGCGCCGACCGGAACAAGCUCGCGGCGCGCGCGGGUACGCACAUGCUCCGCCGCAUGGCCGCGAGGUUCACUCGUCUCGUCGAAUUGGACCUGUCUCAGCCAAACUCCAGGUCUUUUUACCGCGGAGACACGGAUUCUGACCUCUCUGUCAUCGUCGAGGGGUUCAAGUGCUUGAGAGUUCUCCGUCUGCAGAACUGUAAAGGUGUUACUGAUACUGGAUUGGCAACAAUUGGAUCUAGUCUCGCUUCUCUGCAGUUUUUGGAUGUCUACUGCAGAAUGCUCACGGAUAAAGGACUAUUGGCUGUUGCAAAAGGCUGUCGUGACCUAAAGACUUUGCAUCUUGCUGGAUGCCGAUCUGUCUCAGACGAACUAUUAAAAUCUCUCUCUGAGAAUUGCCGUGAUCUGGAAGCUCUGGGACUUCAAGAUUGCAGAAAUAUUACUGAUUCAACAGGCCUGAAUGAUCUUGUAAAAGGCUGUCGGAAGAUAAAAUAUUUAGAUAUCAAUAAAUGCCAUAAUAUCGGAGAUGCUGGGGUGUCCAGUGUUGCAGAAGUUUGUGCAUCUUCCCUUAAGACACUGAAGUUGAUGGACUGUUACAAAGUCAGGGACAAAUCCAUAUUAUCUUUGGCAAAAUUCUGCAAGAAUCUGGUUACCCUAAUAAUUGGUGGUUGCCGCAACAUCUCUGACAAAUCUAUAAAACCGCUGUCUGGUUCCUGUAGAGACAGUCUCAAGAACCUGAGGAUGGAUUGGUGUUUGAGUAUAACCGACUCUUCCUUAAGCUGCAUUCUCACACAUUGCAAAAACUUGGAGGCUCUUGAUAUUGGUAACUGUGAAGAAAUCACCGAUGCUACUUUCUGGUAUUUGGGGAAUGGCUACCUGUCGGGUUUGAAGGUUUUCAAGGUGAGCAACCGUCCGAAGAUCACAAUGUCGGGGAUAGGCCUGCUUUUGGGCAAGUGCAGUUCACUGGAGUAUCUUGACUUGAGGUCUCUUCCUCAUGUGACGAAAGGAAGAUGCGAUGAAGCUGGACUGGUGUUCCCCAAAUGCUGUAAAGUGAUUUUCGUGGGAGAUUUAAUUGGGCCAGAUGCUCUACUCUGGAAAUUAUGGGUUCAGCGGUUGAGGACAUUUUUUCGUAAUAUGACAUGUCCCUUGAGGACAUUUCGGGUGGCCACUACCCUCUGGAUCCUCACUGUUGCAUGCACCCUUAUGUGUGAUGGUCCUUCAGUGAGUUUUUCUCAAGCUCUUGUACACCUUGUGCAUCAAAACUUGAUUGGUGACCCCUUCUUUAUAUACAUCAACCGCUUGCAAUAUGUUUUUUAUUUUGUAUUGCUGUCAUAUACUUUACUCUGUCCUACUCUCCUUGGACCGGCAUUUCCCUCCUCCAAUAAUUUGGUGUUGGGUUGAGGAUACUGAUCCUGCCUUACCGAUUUAGCUCUUAUUGAGCCAAAAUGUUCUCUGAAAUUAUUGUUAGAAAUGCAUGAGACAGGGAGCAGGUUGUGCUAUUAAGCCUUUUUGGGUAAACUUUCUCAGGAAUACUGACCUUAUGAUUAUGCAUUGAGCCUAUGUCUAUCAUUCUUCUUUGGAUGUAUUUAUGUGGUUGAGCUCUCUGCUUGGUUCUUCUUUCGACCCACAAGAAAUGCUUACUCGAGUUAUACUCCCAGGGCCUGUACAGCUCUGAGACAGUGCCUGCUGAAGACAGUUGAAGGCUUUCUGGUAGCUCAAGAAUCCCAUGAACCAAAACUCGAAAUCAUCGACGGUGACUACUUCCAGAAGGCGAUCUUCUUGGACGAGAUGAAGAGAAGACCUGCGAUAGGGCCUGCAGUAGUUGACAGGUAACACUGGUAUGCCUUGAACAGUUUCUC